This is a messenger RNA of Chelonia mydas (Green sea turtle), 6011 nucleotides long. RefSeq names its product actin related protein 1A (gene ACTR1A). The transcript is spliced from 11 exons. The record is from RefSeq and is a predicted model, not a curated record. The coding region runs from base 136 to 1266 and encodes 376 amino acids. NCBI's taxonomy places the organism in Eukaryota, Metazoa, Chordata, Testudines, Cheloniidae.
AUACAGACUACAGUUCCCAGCAUGCAGCGCUCAUAAAGCGCACAGCGCCCAAGCUGCCCUGCGCUCCCUCUCCGCGCAUGCGCCCCGCAGCCCGGGCUGUCGCUCCCUGGCUGGCGGCUGCGGCGAGUCCCCGCCAUGGAGUCCUACGAUGUGAUCGCGAACCAGCCCGUGGUGAUAGAUAACGGCUCGGGUGUGAUCAAAGCAGGUUUUGCAGGUGACCAGAUACCGAAGUACUGUUUUCCAAACUAUGUGGGCAGACCAAAGCACGUUCGUGUCAUGGCUGGUGCUUUAGAAGGGGACAUUUUCAUUGGGCCAAAAGCAGAGGAGCACAGAGGUCUGCUCUCGAUCAGAUAUCCCAUGGAACAUGGCAUAGUGAAGGACUGGAAUGACAUGGAGCGCAUCUGGCAGUAUGUGUAUUCGAAAGACCAGCUGCAGACUUUCUCAGAAGAGCAUCCUGUGCUCCUGACGGAGGCUCCCCUGAACCCACGUAAGAACCGAGAGCGAGCUGCUGAGGUUUUCUUUGAGACCUUCAACGUGCCAGCACUUUUUAUCUCCAUGCAAGCGGUGCUCAGCCUGUACGCUACAGGGAGAACCACAGGGGUGGUGCUGGACUCCGGGGAUGGCGUUACCCAUGCGGUUCCUAUUUACGAAGGGUUUGCCAUGCCUCACUCCAUUAUGCGGAUCGAUAUCGCUGGCCGCGAUGUAUCCCGCUUCCUUCGCCUCUAUCUCCGGAAAGAAGGCUACGACUUCCACACGUCAUCAGAGUUCGAGAUCGUCAAAACCAUCAAAGAGCGUGCCUGUUACCUGUCAAUAAACCCACAGAAGGACGAGACGUUAGAAACCGAGAAAGCCCAGUACUACCUGCCAGAUGGAAGCACUAUUGAGAUCGGCCCUGCCCGUUUCCGAGCCCCCGAGUUACUGUUCCGGCCUGACCUGAUUGGAGAAGAGUGCGAGGGGCUGCACGAGGUGUUGGUGUUCGCUGUUCAGAAAUCGGACAUGGACCUGAGGCGAACGCUCUUCUCCAACAUUGUGCUCUCCGGGGGCUCCACGCUCUUCAAAGGCUUUGGAGACAGGCUCUUGAGUGAAGUGAAGAAACUAGCACCCAAGGACGUCAAAAUAAGGAUAUCUGCUCCUCAGGAGAGAUUAUAUUCCACGUGGAUCGGGGGCUCUAUUCUGGCCUCGUUGGACACUUUUAAGAAAAUGUGGGUUUCAAAGAAGGAAUACGAAGAAGAUGGAGCCCGUGCCAUCCACCGAAAAACCUUCUAGCCUGGGACCCGUCCGAAACUCGCUUUUCUGAGUCCGAGUGUCUGUGAGGAGCUGUGUGUGUGUGUGUGUGUGCGCGCGUGUGCAAACAUGGCCCUGGAAUGUCACGGAGCAAAGAGGAGGAGAAGGAUUAGAUCACUACUUUUUUUUUUUUUUUUUUUUUUAAACUGUAGGAGGAAAAAUAACCAGGCCCCGUUUCUCCGGUAUGACCCAUUCCCCUUUGACCUUCACUCCUCUUGUGGCCACCUCUCACGCUUAGAAAUGGAACAGCUGGACAGAAGGGAUCUGACCACUGCAAGUCACCUAGUCAGGUUGUAGUCACGUAGCCUAAGACUCCAAACCCUGGCAUGUCCUUACCCUACGGCACUCCACAGCACUGGCUGCUUAGCUCUUCGUGGGUGCUCAGCAGCGAGUGUCUCUCACGGGCCAGUUCUUUUUUAUUUUUUUUAUUUUUAUUUUAUUUUUUUUUAUACAGAAAAAACACAUUGGGAGCAGUUACAACCCCCUCCCCUUUUUUUUGGUUUUGUUUUUGGUGUGUCUGCGUGUGUGUGUGUGUAUGUGUGUAAACUCUUAACCUGCUCCAUGGGUAUGGACCACAACUGCACAGCUGGAGCAACUGCUGAUAGGACUUAGUUUGUAUUGCAUGGUGUAGGUCACAACCACCCCUCCUCCGCUCUGAUUGUACUAGACGGUUAUGAUCUUAGUCUCUUGUUCACUGACGUUCCUUCUCCUUGUGAAGCAGGUGCCCAGGAUGGGUACAAAGGCACUAGUGUGUUCGCUUUGAGAGGUUUACAGGGCUGUAUCCUCUCUCUGUAAGAGAGGAAGCUGCAUUUUCCCCCUUUCUCCCACAGCAGGGUCAAGGAACCAUCCAUUUUCAGCCAGACAAAACCUCUUCCAUUUGAUCCGUCCUUGGGCAAAAAAGCACAUUGUAACUUUUGAAUUAUUUUAUUUAUUGAAAUGUUUAAUAUCUACGUUACUAACAGAGCUGCUGUUUCCAGGGGCAGCGGCUGCCCCUCUGGGUGAGUCUGCUGCUCUCCUUCCAAGACCCUUCAACUGAAUUUUCCAUUGUUUAAUGCUAACACUAAUGUUUACAGCACACAUGCCUAGCUUAGUAGCCAGCUAGUCAACCCCACAAUGCUUCUUGGUUACUGCUAGAGAGUCAGCGUUCUCUGGGAACGCACCACGUGAGAGGACACUGAACCGGGUGGUACGUUGGCAUCAUCAUCAGGUGCCUGAGCACCGGCUCUUCAUGCCUCUGUAGCGUUACGCGCGGCUAACCCUUCCGGCAUGACACCGCUACAGCGUAUGGAAGGCCCCGUACCUGCUCUGGGUGGGUGUGUUCUGUUCUGAGGGAGCAGCUAGUGCUUUCUACUUCUCAGUGUUUUGUUUUUUAAAUGAGGUUGCUGCUGAGAACCAAAUAUUUUGCCUGGUUUAGCCACUUAAGUAUUAGAGGAGAAUUCAAGGGAGUUGUGGAGUCAGGGUAGUAGCCUUAUCUCUACAUAGAGCCAAGUUUGGGUCUUUGAAAAGAACAAGCUUGGGGUAGGAGGAGGGGAAGGUAUUUUAAGUAGGAAAGAAGCAUCGUGGAGAAACCCAGAGCUUUUCCUACCUCCUCACGGAUUUGCACCUCUAGGGGCAUGGAGGGGGAGAGGAGCCAUCCAAAACUUUUUUUUUUUUUUUUUAAACCACCUGUUUUUAUUUUAGAUACUACAUGGAUAGUUGGAGAUUCAAUCCCUGGAUUUAGAAUAUGCAGUUAGCUUUAUUUCCACUGUAAAAGCCAGCUGCCUCCAUCAGACAUGCAACGAUGCAAAUGCAGACUUUGUGCUUAUCAUUAAAGGGAAAAAAGUGUUAACGCCUGCUCCUUUAGAAGACCGGCUGGAUAGUGCGUUUUGUUUUUCAAGUAACAUGCCUGUGGUAAAUCCCUGCUUUGUGUCUUGAAACGGAAGCUGUAAACACCAGUAAUUCCCACACGUGCUGUUGCAUCCUUUGCUUCACAAGCUACCCUUCGCCUCUUAACACCAUGCUGCAGGGGUGGUACUGACAGGCUCCAGGACAACUUCUGGCUGGUAGGGCCUGUGCAGAACAGAAUCUGGUCGCCCCAGCUCUGCAAUGGAGCGACACUGUGUGCUGGGAGGGAUAGAAUUUUCUUCUUAGCCUGCCGAGGAAUAAAUUCCAGGAGGAGGCUGCUCCCGGCUCAAUCCCGGUGCCUCUCCCACUGCUUUUGUCAGGGCAGUGUCUGUUUAUGCUAGCAAGAACGUGAGUGGGAGUCAGUCUCACCUUCCACCCCUACUAAGAAGAGCGAGGCUGGCAGUACCAUGCUGUUGAAAGCUGCUGCAAUCUCACCCAGUUGUAUUUGUGUAUUCAAGUGUCUUAAAAUCCAGUUGGGGCAAAACAUGAGCAGAUUUGACACCCCUUUAGGAACAAAGAAGAGAGAGAGGGAGGGGUGCAAGAUAGGACCUUUCCGUGGCAGUAGCUCCUGCUACACCAAUUUCAUUUGUUAUACUGCACCAAAAACAGUGCGGUCUCCAUCCAGAGUGGGGCUAGUGCCAUUCGUAUAGCGGGGCAGAUGCCACCUUUUUAAAAUGCACAGAGGCCCAAUAUGCCUGAGCCAGACCUUAAUGCAGCUGGGGUGUUGAAUAAGGUAAGAUCAGGGCCCUCCUAUCUCAACGCUGGUGUAAAUUGAUAAAGCCUUACUAGGCAGCCUGACACUGCCUCAUUAACACCAUUGAGCAUUUUGGAGGGAGACUUUGGUGACAUUAAGGGCUAGUCUACCCAGGCAAGGCUAAAGCGUUGCUGUGGCAGCAUUUUAACGUGCCUUGCGUAGUCGCCGCAGAGCGCUGGGAGAGGCCCUAAGACCCACCUCCACGAGAGGUGUUGCUCCCAGCGCUGGGGCACGGUCUACCCUGGUGCUUUCCAGCAACGCAACUUGCUGCGCUCGGGGGGUGCUUUUUCCCCAGCAGAAAGUCACAGCGCUGUUAAUGGCCGGUGUAGACAAGCCCUAGAGGCUGGCAGCAGUCAGAGAAUUUUCUAUGGAAAGUCUCCCUCGAGGUCAGGCGCUUUAGGAGAAGCGGGGGGACAGUGGGCAGUAGCCUAUAGAAUGUUGUCAGCAGCAGCCAUGUAGGCUGCAGCUACGCUGUAGUUUGUUAUAAAAGCACCGAAGCCUAAAGCAGACAGCACGAGAGAGAGAGCUCUGCAAGGAGGGCCCAUUCUCCUAGGCCAGCUGAUAAAGUCCAUCCCCUGCACCAAGGUAAAAGUGACCUAGGAUAGAAUUGCAGUGCCCGCUAUCGCCAAGUCUCUUUUCACAGCCUUGGAAGUCAGUUGCUUAUUGAUUCCCUUUCUGUAUCCCCUCUGUGCACUCCACACUGUAGCCUGCCCGCACCAGGUAGAUAAAAGUUUGUUCUUAAUUCACCUCUGAGCUGUAACAGUCUCCUUCCCCUGCAAGUGUGGCUCACGAGCCUGCUGUGAGGCCAGCGGCUGUUGAAGGUCUGUGCACUCCCUAAAUCUGAUUUAACAUCCUGAUUUAGAGAGUUGCUUUGGAAUAGGCCAAGGAGGUGGAGGAAGGUCCCCCGCAGCUGUAAGCAGCUAGUGCCACCCAUGGAGCCCCCCCCUUGCCAAUCUGCUGCCUCCCUAGAGAGCUAAACUUGAAUUUAAAAUCUUUGCUAUAUCAUCAGACAUGAGCCUAAGAAAUUACUGUCUUUUCCAGACACACAAGGAAGAAAUAGGCUUAUAUAAUUCCCACAGGUCUUAGCUGCUCAUGUUUUGAUCACCGCUUCUAGAAAAUGCUGCACAUUUAUGACAGCUUCAGUAGUUGGCAGUGCAGAGAAAAGGGAAAUGAGAGGAUUAGACACCAGGCUUUAAUUUGCGUGCAGGCAAAUUCUACGUGGCCCCCAUCCAUUUGUUUGCAUGACUUGCAGCACAUUCGCUUUCUAAAGUGGGAGCAGGUUCAGCCAGGCAGGCUGCACCCUGGCCUAGAACUAACCUACUAAAGCUGCAAAGCACCAGAAGGGACCUCUGGCCUCAGCCAAAGCUGCCAGAUGUGGUUGUAGAAAGCAAUGAGAUGCAACAGUCCACUUCAGGAUAGGGUAGUUUGGGAACAUACUUCCAUGCAGUGCCAGGUCUUCUGUAGUGCCAGCUUCCCACCUGGACAAGGCAGAGAGGCCAGCUACACUGUUGCAUCGUCUGUUUGCAGUACACUACUCAAGGCUUAGCCACUGCAGCUGGUGUUGCAAAGGCUCCCCCAUUUUCCCUCCCCUCCCCGCUACUGAACUCAUUUCCCCUGCAAAUAACUAGUGGGAAACUGGGCUGAUGUUUAGCUUCCUACUUAUCCCAUUCCUUCUAAGAACAAAGUAAUGGUGGUUUGAAGUAAAAGGCCAUUGCUGAGGAAUAGCUGCUGACACAAAGAGCCUGUUCCGCUGGAAAAUAAGCUGUACUCGUAUUCACAUUGUUGGACAGCAUCAGAUAGGGGGUGAUGCAUGGAAGGGAAUGACACUGUGUUAAGAACAGCAUAGGACAGCUCACAAGUUUGCUGCCUCUUCUCUUGCCUGACCCCAUAUUCCUUAUCCAGACUUGGAGCUAGCAGGAGCAGCAGCUCUGGGCAGGGUUCUGUUUGUAAGCCCCACUCACCAGCCAAAGGCGCUGUCUGCAAUCUAGCAUUCGUUCUAUCAGCCUGACGCUGUUCCUCGCACACCUCUCCCAACCGUGGUGCCUGCUGGUACCCAACAUACCUAAAUAAAGCUGUUCAUAUACGAAAA